Molecule: messenger RNA, 1429 nt
Organism: Blepharisma stoltei
Lineage: Eukaryota; Ciliophora; Heterotrichea; Heterotrichida; Blepharismidae
Source: the annotation of a GenBank genome assembly
AUGGAACAAAAUUUCGGAUUUGCACAGAAUCCUAGUAGCUCUUUCUUUUGUUUCAGAGAAACUAGCUUCCCUCUAUUAAGACAAAAAAAGUUUUUUUCUUGUUCAUAAUAGAGAUUAAUUUUUUUCGAUUUUUUAAAUUCGAUUUAUCCAAAGAGAAUUUUCCAAUAGUUUUGAUGUGGGGAGUAAUAACCCAGCCCAUAUUUCUGAUAAUAACAAUCCUUCUGAUACUUCCAGAAAUGAAAUUUCUUCUUCCACUUCUCAGAUGAGCCUUCCCAACACACAUUCAAAUUCCAUAGAAGAAUCUUCUAUUUUAGAAGCUAUUGAUAAAAUAAAUUCCGAUGACCAAAAGCUUCAAUAUGAAGGCUUACAAUUACUAAGAAAAGAGGUUUCUAGAGAAAAUAAUUCGCCUAUAAAUUUAAUUAUAAGAUCAGGAAUAUGUGAACGUAUUCUUGACUUAGCUUCAACUAAAUCUGAUGAUAAAUUUAUAUUUGAAGCUGUCUGAACGCUCUCAAAAAUUUUAUCAGGAACAUUUGAGCAAGCUUCCUAUUUAAUGCACUUAAACGUAAUACCAUUUUUAUUUACACUUUUUGAUAAAAAUAAUGAAGACCUUAAAGAACAAUUAAUGCGUGGUUUUGGGAACAUUGCUGCAGAUAAUAGUACAUGAAGGAAUUGAAUAAUCAACUAUGAGAUGUUUAGCUGUAUUAUUGAAUUGUGUAAUAAUGUGAAUUUUAAUAAUACAAAUUUGAUCAAAACUUAUUGUUGAGCUGUAUCCAAUUUUAUACAGGGAAACCCUCCACCAAAAACAGAAAAAGUGUUGCCUUUUGCAUCGUUUUUAUACAAAGUUAUUAUUGAAGUACAAGAUCAAGAAACACUUAUAGAGGCCUCUUUAGGGUGCUCAUACCCUACUGAACUAGACCCGAGUAUAGAGAUUUUUCAAAAAGAACUAUUUUUAAAAAAAAUAAUUAAGCAAUUAUCAAGUCGAAAAACUCUCUUAUUGAAAGCUUCUCUAAAGAUUCUUAAAAAUAUUGGUGAAGAAAUGGAUAAUGCUUUCAGUAUCCUAUUUAAACUUGGGUUUUUCAAAAAAACUGAAGGUCUGCUAUGCCACCAAAAAAAAUCUAUAAGAAGAGAAAUUUGCUGUACAUUAGCAGAUCUUACUAGUGAGUGUGAAGAAAUAAUUAGUAUAUUUUUUGAAAAUAAAAUAUAUGAAAAAUUAUUAUCAAUUAUAAAAGCAGACUGUGAGGACGUUAAAAAACAAGCAUUAUUUGUAAUAUAUGAAUCUGCUUGUGUUUGUGACGAAAAUCAAAUAAUGAAGCUAGCACAAAUAGGAAUAAUAAAAGAAUUGAUUAGCUGUAUUAAAUGAAAGAAAUGAAGACCAAUUAUUUUGGAAGCAUUGAGUUUAUUUAUAGAAAAAGUCCCAAUUAUUCUAUAG